Cladophialophora psammophila CBS 110553 is the source of this 1251-nucleotide messenger RNA. RefSeq lists its product as uncharacterized. The record is from RefSeq and is a predicted model, not a curated record. Gene Ontology annotation, molecular function: GTPase activator activity. Gene Ontology annotation, biological process: endoplasmic reticulum to Golgi vesicle-mediated transport; positive regulation of GTPase activity. Gene Ontology annotation, cellular component: endoplasmic reticulum membrane. Lineage: Eukaryota; Fungi; Ascomycota; Eurotiomycetes; Chaetothyriales; Herpotrichiellaceae. The transcript is spliced from 3 exons. The coding region runs from base 1 to 1251 and encodes 416 amino acids.
AUGCAUCGCGGCGCCGACACCGUGGAUGCAGCUGUCAUUCAGAAGCAACUGACAGCUUCCAUGCCUUCUGCUGAAAAGCCCCCGUCGGCAGACUUGCAAGGCCCUGACAAGGCCGAAGCGAUCCAGGAUGCCUGUCGACAAAGAGAUUUCGCCGCCCUGGUCAAGCUUGCAACCUCGACCGGCGGUCUUUUGACCGACGAUUUGCGCCGGCAAGCUUGGCCAAUUCUAUUGGGUUGCACGCCUGAAGGCACACCACCGACCGAGCCAGAGCACUCAAAUCGGCAUCACUGGAGAGCCCUGCCCCGUCACCCGGACGAGGAUCAAGUACAACUCGAUGUUGAUCGUGCCUUUGUAUACUACCCGAAAGAUGAAUCCGAACAGUCGCUUGAGCAAAAGAAGACAGAGCUCUUCGAGCUGAUUGUCUCGACGUUGAGGAGCCAUCCCAUUCUUUCUUAUUUUCAGAGCUACCACGAUGUCGUACAAGUACUCCUUCUCGUGAUGGGAAAACGCCAGGCCAUGCUUGCGGUUCCACGAAUCUCUUUGCUCCGUCUUCGCGACUACAUGCUGCCGACAAUCACACCUGCCACGAGACAUUUCGAGCUGGUAUCGGCUAUUGUGAUGUCUGCUGAUCCUGAACUGGCUAAUCACAUUGCCCAGGCUGAGAAUAUCUUUGCUUUGUCGGCCACCCAUUCCCUGUUUGCGCACGAUAUCUACGACUAUGCCGACAUUGCCAGGCUGUAUGAUUUCCUGCUUGCCCAUGAGCCAAUCAUGAGCAUCUAUUUGUUUGCUGCGGUUACAAUAUCGAGGCGAUCGGAGUUGCUCGAGAUGCCCGCUGAUCAGUCCGACAUUCUCACGUUUGUGAUAUCCAAACUACCCCAGACUUUCGACAUUGAUGCACGAAUCCAAGAUGCGGUAGCCUUGUUUCGCCAUCAUCCUCCCCAAAGUUUGCCUGGCUUUAUUUGGUGGCGUCUAUCACGUUACAGUGUUCUGAAAACAUCUCGCUCUGUCACUCAACCUCAAAGCCUGGACGAGGCCAAGAUCUUUUGCCACAAGCAAAUCCAGCAGCUCCACAGCCAUGAGCUGAUGCGGAAGAGAGCUCUAUUGCUCUAUAAACAUAGGAAAUCAGCCGCGUCAGUGACCGCCGUCCUCUUGGUGGGAGUCUUGUCAAUCUGGUUGCGAAAGACGGGCCACGACAGGAUCUUGUGGUCCAUCAUGUCGACUGCAUCUGCAUUCUUUUCCACAACUCGGUAG